Panicum virgatum (switchgrass) is the source of this 2059-nucleotide messenger RNA. Its product is annotated as probable L-gulonolactone oxidase 6. The transcript is spliced from 2 exons. Gene Ontology annotation, cellular component: membrane. Gene Ontology annotation, molecular function: D-arabinono-1,4-lactone oxidase activity; FAD binding. NCBI's taxonomy places the organism in Eukaryota, Viridiplantae, Streptophyta, Magnoliopsida, Poales, Poaceae. The coding region runs from base 86 to 1861 and encodes 591 amino acids. The record is from RefSeq and is a predicted model, not a curated record.
UAGCUAACACCUCUCGAUCACUUGGAACAUUCCUGCUAGGUAGUCAAGCACACGCCGCGCGGCCAGCAGAGAGGCGCCGGCGGCGAUGGCGGCCAUGCUCCUCCACGGCCUCCUCCGGGCCGUCGUCGCCUGCAUGUGCCUCGCGCGGCUCGCCGGGGCCAGCGCGCCGCCGCCGGUGGUCCGGUGCGGCGGCGCGGCGGGCUGCACCGUGACCAACGCGUACGGCGUGUUCCCGGAUCGCUCGGCGUGCCGCGCCGCGGCGGCGGCGUUCCCGGCGUCGGAGCGGGAGCUGCUGGCCGUGGUGGCCAACGCAACGGCGGCCAGGACCAGGAUGAAGGUGGCCACGCGCUACUCCCACAGCGUGCCCAAGCUGGCCUGCCCCGCGGGGGACCGGGGCCUCAUCAUCGGCACCAACGCGCUCACCCACGUCGUCGCCGUCGACGCCGCCCGGGGGCAGCUCACCGUGGAGAGCGGCGUCACGCUGGGGCAGCUCAUCGACGCCGCGGCGAACGCCGGGCUCGCGGUGCCGCACACGCCCUACUGGCUGGGGCUCACCGUCGGCGGGCUGCUCUCCACGGGCGCGCACGGGAGCUCCUUGUGGGGGAAGGGCUCCGCCGUGCACGAGUACGUCGUCGGGAUGAGGAUCGUCACGCCGGCGCCGGCGGCCGAGGGGUACGCAAGGGUGCGGGCGCUGCGCGCUGGCGACCCGGAGCUGGACGCGGCCAAGGUGUCGCUCGGGGUGCUGGGGGUCAUCUCCCAGGUCACCCUGGCGCUGCAGCCCAUGUUCAAGCGGUCGGUGCGGUUCGAGAGGUGCGACGACGACGACCUGGCCAACCGCGUCGUGGCCUUCGCCCGCGAGCACGAGUUCGCCGACAUCCUCUGGUACCCCGCCCACCGCAAGGCCGUCUACCGCGUCGACGACCGCGUGCCCCUCAACACCUCCGGCGACGGCGUCUACGACUUCAUCGGCUUCCGUCCGACGCCCACGCUCGCCAUCAAGGCCGACAGGCUCGCCGAGGAGGGUUUUGAAGCCAUGAAGAACUCCGGCGGCAGGUGCGUCGCCGCGCUGGCGACGAGGGCCGUCCUCUCCGCCGGCAACUACGGCCUGAUGAAGAGCGGCGGACUGCUGCUGCCGCCGCUGCCGGGGCGGCCGGUGGUGGGGUUCCAGAACCGCAUCCAGUCCUCGGGGCGCUGCCUGGCGGGCCCCGACGACGCCCUGCUCACGGCGUGCCCCUGGGACCCGCGCGUGUCCCACGGCACCUUCUACUUCCAGUCCGGCAUCAGCGUGCCGCUGGCCCGCGCCGCGGCCUUCAUCCGCGACGUGCAGCGGCUCCGCGACCUCGAUCCGGACGCGCUCUGCGGCGUCGAGGUGUACAACGGCAUCCUGCUGCGCUACGUCCGGGCCUCGUCGGCGCUCCUCGGCAAGGCGGAGGACAGCGUGGACUUCGACCUGACCUACUACCGGAGCCGCGACCCGGCGGCGCCGCGGCUGCACGGGGGCGCCGUGGCGGAGGUGGAGCAGAUGGCGCUGCGCAGGUACGGCGGCCUCCCGCACUGGGGCAAGAACCAGAACGCGGCGUUCGAAGGCGGCGCCGCCGGGAGGUACGGCGCGGCGCGGGUGGCGGCGUUCGUGGCGGUGAAGCGCGCGUUCGACCCCGACGGGCUCUUCUCCAGCGAGUGGAGCGACGCGGUGCUCGGGAUCGGCGGCGGCGUGAGCGUGGUGAGGGACGGGUGCGCGUUGGAGGGGCUGUGCGUGUGCGCGCAGGACUCGCACUGCGCGCCAAGCGAGGGGUACUUCUGCCGGCCGGGGAGGGUGUACAAGGAGGCCAGGGUGUGCCGCCGUGACGACGACGACGACUAGCGAGCGACGAGGCACGGGCGCACGGCCGGCAGAGGCUGCUGACGCGGCAAAUUUGGCACCUGGCAGAGUGUUCGUUAACGGUUAAGUGUGCAUGCAAGCGAGAUUUCAGAUUUCUCAAGUGUAUCUACUCUGUCCUACACUGUUUGGUUUACAGGCAACCCCUCCUGUUUUCUUUUUUUUAAAAAAAGAUUAUUAGUC